AUGUCUUCAUCUAACCCAGUUAACCACUUACACGACAUCAUACUCACACCGACUGCCAUGACCACAGCAGCCCUUUUCACGGGCGCUAUCGUUGUUCUUAUCUACCUCCUCUACCAAUGCUCCCUCCCCAAGCCUAUUCCCGGAAUUCCACACAACCAGACCUCUCUCGAUAGCCCCCUAGGCGACUUCCCCAAAAUGCUGCAAUACAUGCACGAAAUGGGCAACUCGCUCUGCUUCUGCUUCUCUUCUCACGUGCAGAAACACAACUCCCCCAUAACGCAAAUAUUAAUUCGCCCCUUCACCCGUCCUAUGGUCCUACUAGCCGACUUCCGGUUUUUGCACCGGGUGGCUGGGCCGGCGAUUGAUGUUAAUGCCUCGAGACUCAUUGAAUUGUGGAAGGUGAAAUCCGGAAUGGCGGCUGGGAGUCCGUUCAGCGCAAAUGUUGAUGUGUACCAGGCUGCUUUGGAUGCCGUCUUUGGGUUUGCGUUCGGGAAGGACUUUCCACACAGUGCUACAAGGCCUAAGCUGGAGUUACUCAAGGGCUUGGAUGCAGAGUCAGUGGAACGGAUUCGUCGUAAAGGGGAGAAGGGUGAUGAUGAGCCGAUAGAAUUUUCAGGGGCUGAGACGGAUGAGGUUAUUACCGCAACGCUCGACCUAGCCAUCAUGCUCGGCACUGGUCCCAGCCUGUUGAGCCCCGCGAUUGACAUCCCUGAGGACUUGAGGAGAGAAACCAGCCAACUUGCGAAGAAAGAGGGAAAGGGUCGAGCUUGGGAUCCGGAAGAUAUUGGGGUGUUCAAACCGGAGCGAUGGCUGGUCUCUGCACCGAAGGGCCAUCGAGAGCAGAGUGGUUUCGAAGUUGAGUUUGACGCCGCGGCGGGACCACAGCUUUCGUUCUCGCUUGGCACGAGGGGGUAUUUCGGCAAGAGAUUGGCAUACCUUGAGUUGAGGAUUUUGAUCACGUUGAUUGUGUGGAAUUUUGAGUUGCUGCCGUGCCCGAAAGAGUUGUCUAGUUAUAACUCAACUUUAGGUAUCACCAAUAAGCCGAACCAGUGUUAUGUAAGGUUAAGGAAGGUGGACCAUACCCUAUGA
This is a messenger RNA of Pseudomassariella vexata, 1089 nucleotides long. RefSeq lists its product as uncharacterized. Bases 1 to 1089 code for a protein of 362 amino acids. The record is from RefSeq and is a predicted model, not a curated record. Gene Ontology annotation, molecular function: monooxygenase activity; oxidoreductase activity, acting on paired donors, with incorporation or reduction of molecular oxygen; heme binding. NCBI's taxonomy places the organism in Eukaryota, Fungi, Ascomycota, Sordariomycetes, Amphisphaeriales, Pseudomassariaceae. The transcript has 2 exons.